Messenger RNA from Nanorana parkeri, 517 nucleotides. RefSeq names its product ribosomal protein S17 (gene RPS17). Gene Ontology annotation, molecular function: structural constituent of ribosome. Gene Ontology annotation, biological process: translation. Bases 69 to 476 code for a protein of 135 amino acids. Gene Ontology annotation, cellular component: ribosome. The record is from RefSeq and is a predicted model, not a curated record. Lineage: Eukaryota; Metazoa; Chordata; Amphibia; Anura; Dicroglossidae. The transcript has 5 exons.
AGCCGCUUCCGCCUGUUUAUAGCCUCGCUCCCGGCAUCCUUUGCCCUCUUCUACCAGCUCGGUCCAACAUGGGACGCGUCAGAACAAAGACCGUGAAAAAGGCUGCGCGGGUCAUCAUUGAAAAGUACUACACCCGGCUAGGCAAUGACUUCCACUCAAACAAGCGUGUGUGUGAGGAGAUCGCCAUCAUCCCCAGCAAAAAGCUGCGCAACAAGAUUGCUGGAUAUGUUACCCACCUCAUGAAGCGCAUCCAGAGAGGCCCCGUCAGAGGCAUCUCCAUCAAACUGCAGGAGGAGGAAAGAGAGAGGAGGGAUAACUAUGUUCCUGAGGUAUCUGCCCUGGAUCAAGAGAUCAUUGAGGUUGACCCUGACACCAAGGAAAUGCUAAAGUUGCUGGACUUUGGCGGCUUGUCCAACCUGCAGGUGACCCAGCCCACCGUGGGGAUGAACUUCAAAACACCACGGGGGGGAGUUUAAUUGUUUGUAUCAUGAUUUCCAAUAAACGUGGGAAAACCACA